Callorhinchus milii (elephant shark) is the source of this 913-nucleotide messenger RNA. Its product is annotated as nectin-1-like. The coding region runs from base 74 to 889 and encodes 271 amino acids. NCBI's taxonomy places the organism in Eukaryota, Metazoa, Chordata, Chondrichthyes, Chimaeriformes, Callorhinchidae. Gene Ontology annotation, biological process: homophilic cell-cell adhesion; heterophilic cell-cell adhesion. Gene Ontology annotation, cellular component: adherens junction. The transcript has 4 exons. The record is from RefSeq and is a predicted model, not a curated record.
AGAGAGAAAGAGCGAGAAAGUGAAUGAGGGAGAAAGAGAGAUUACACGGAACAGAAUCUGAUUUGAGGGCGACAUGUUGGUGUCGGCCCUGAUCCUGUGUCUGAUAACCUCCUCCACAGGAGCGGCCCCUCAGCGAGUGGAGGUGAUGGACCGGGUCACGGCCAUUGCUGGACAAGACGUGACGUUGCCGUGCACUUUGCGAGAGGUGGGAGCCUCGUCCUCGGUCACACAGGUCACGUGGGUCAAAGACCCCGAGGGGCAGGGCCUGAACCUGGCCGUGUUCAGCCCCUCCCUGGGCACCAGUCACCCCCUGGGUGGGGCUGAGGGUGGGGGAGGGCACGGACGGUGGGGGCUGCGCUCCCCCUCCCCCAGCUCCGUGCCUCUCACCAUCAACUCCGUGCGGCUCGAGGACGAGGGGAAAUACAGCUGCGAAUACAGUCUGUUCCCCCAGGGCAAGAACGGAGGCCAAACCAGCCUCACCGUGUGGGUCGAGCCGCUGGUCUCGGUGUCCCGGCUCCCGGUUUGGGCCGGAGAUUCCCGGAGUCCGGUGGCUGAAUGUUCGGCCUCGAACGGCAAACCCGGAGCUGAGAUCACGUGGGUCUCGGAUUUUCCGGGAAACACAUCAACGCGAGAAACACGGAACCCGAAUGGGACUCAGUCUCUGACCAGUCGCUACUUCCUGGUUCCCACUCACAACCAACACAACCGCCUGAUCACCUGCUCCGUCACCCAUCCGACUCUCACCCGUCCCGUCACCAUUCCCGUCAGACUGACCGUAUCCUAUUCUCCGAUUGUUUCAAUCAAGAAAUUGGAGGGAAAUUCGAGUGUAGUUUUGCACUGUUUGGCCGAUGGAAACCCAACUCCGUCCGUCUUCACCUGGAGUGUGUAAGUCAGUGUUUCUGUCACACAGUGU